Molecule: messenger RNA, 9268 nt
Organism: Xyrichtys novacula (pearly razorfish)
Lineage: Eukaryota; Metazoa; Chordata; Actinopteri; Labriformes; Labridae
Source: the annotation of a GenBank genome assembly
AUAUGUGACGCAUGCGCACGGGUCGAUCUUCCUUUCUGCUAGCUUCUCCGCCAUGGCGCCCAUUGUAAGUGGAAUCGCGUGUUGAUAAAUCCUCCGAAACGGGUGGUAAUUCCGUGUAAAAGCAGGAGAAAUCGAGCGAUAUGAAAUGAAAAUGUUUCUAUGACAAUUUUAAGUCAAUUUUGAGCCGCUUGGUUAUGUUUUCUCAGUGUUUAUAGCCGCUGUUUUCUCCGUGGCCUGGUAGCUAACGUUAGCCUGUAAGAGACUCACCACGUUGUGAACUCUGCGUGUCCGGAUGGAUCCAUGACAGCAGCUUGUUUUACUGGUUUCUCACAGUUUAUGGUUAUACAUUUAAUUUUAGUUGUGUGAUUUGCAGCUCGGGUACAUGAACGUUAGAUGGCGUGAAAGACGUAGUGUUGUAACUAAGGAUUGGAUCGGAACCGGGUUCGCUUCCUGGAGCCUGUUUGGCUGUUUAUCAAGUUUUUCUAAACUGAAGCCUGUUCAAUACUGAUAAAAAGUCCUCGAUUUAAACAGAAAAACAGGAAAAAAAAUGGACAUGUGGCUGUCAGACAGUCUUCUUAGUCCUGGUUAGAGCAACAUUGAGGAUUGAUGGUUUUCCCUCAUGUCUUCACAGCAGAAGAAGCAGAACACCGGCAAAGGUGGUAAGAAGAAGAAGCAGAUCCUGAAGUUCACUUUGGACUGCACCCACCCUGUUGAAGAUGGCAUCAUGGACGCUGCCAACUUUGUAAGUCCACCUCUGAUCUGAAGUUGCAUGAGAACAGGAAUCUGCAAAAAGUUUUCCAUCAGAUUGAUUUUUAUGUGUCAGAUCUCAGGUUUUCAACAAUCCAGAACACUAUCUGCUCAGAAGGGUUUGGUGCCAUUUCACUUUUCUGUCCCGUUCUUAUGAUUCUGAUUCCGGCAAAUUUGGACAGUAAAAUAAUAACAAAAGUGACUUUGUCGUUAAGACAGGUUCUUACAAGUGUGAGAUGGAUUCAGGGUGUUUUUAAACCUUCAGAGUAGAUACAGACAGAUAAAUGUUAUUUUGAUGUAAUUGGCAUCACCCCUCAUGAGGCUGAAAUCACCUUUUAUCAUUCGAAAGAUUUACAAAAACAUUUUCUAAAGUUCACUGAUUUUGUUUCCCAUUUGUAUGUAUUAUCUUAAAACAAUGUGAUGUGGACUUGAUAAAUGCGACGGCUGAUAUCAAUCGUCAUUAACACGUUUACGCCCUUAAAUAUUCAUGGUUCAGAAGCCUCACCCACUGCGGUCAAACAUGUAAUAGGAGAAAUAUUAGAAAGAUUUGAAACUUUUCCGAGCUGAAAGUAGAUAUCCUCACAUCUGUGGUGGACACUAACAAGGAUUUGCUCUUUGGAAGCAUCAAAACUGGUAUAAAAGCAGUCCAGAAAACUCCUGUCUGAAGCAGGAUUAUGGUGGCGGUGAACAGCGCUGCCACGGAAUAGUGGACAGUGGCUGAAGUUUGAAUAAAUCAUCAGUCAGUAAGUUGCUCAUGAUGAUAAAUUAAUAUCUCAAACAUACCUCAUAUUUUUUAUUGCCAUGACAUAGGGUACGUUGCUCCUAUUAUUGAAAGUAUUGAGUUUUAAUUUGUUGUCUUUGUAAUGUAGAGCAGACUGGAGAGUCUGACAGAGGCUAAACAAAAAUAAUUAUUAACCUCACCAAGCGGUGUGUUGCUGCCCCUGAGGCACAUUUUUUAUGGAUUUCUAUUAGACUUUUAUCACUUUUUAAAUAGCAAGAGCACUUUCUAAACUCAAACUUGACAUCAGAAUCCAUCAAUAAGGUCCUGUCUCCUCUGUACAGCACCUUUGUGGAGUCUCUCCUCGUUAUUGUUCUCCGGGCAUCGGGUCCUUACGUUGCACCGGCACAGCCAACGGCACUCCAUUUGCCAGUGCAACAUUGUGCAAAACUGUACUGGCCAAAAUGAUGUCCCACACCCUUUUAGGAGUGUACAACAACGUCCCUGCUGCUGGGCCAAGACAGAGACACCUGCCUUUUAGGAGUCAAACGCAGCGCUCCACAGUGCCGCGUGUGCAUGUGUGUGCAAUGUUGAAACGGCGCUUCUGCUCUGUGGCAGUGUUUCUGGGCAGAGUUAUCAAAUAGGCCUAUUCACUAAGGACAGAACAAAUUUAUUUUAUUUUAUUUUAUUUACAUCUUAAUCUUCAAUGAAAUCUGGCUGAUUGUGAUUAAUGACAGGUUUGAGGUUUGUUUAUCAAUUAUUUUGAGACAGACAUUUGCUGCACCACAGAUCCACACUGACUCAAACUUGCGCACACGAUGUCACAUGCUCACAUGCAGAUUGAUAAAUGCCGAUCCUCAUGUCGCAACUUACAUACGCAAGGUGUACACAAGUUUUCUGCCGUACGCAAGCUUGAUAAAUGAGGGCCAAUGUGUCUGCUAUCAGCCUGAUCGCUCAAAAGUAGUGUGUUUACAUCAGGCGACCACGUUUCAGAAUGAAACAAAUAACGUUUCCUUUGUUUCAUCUCUUUCUUUUUAACAGCGGCGUUCUCUCUCUCUCUCUCUCUCUCUCUCUCACUCUCUUCACUUCCUCUCUAAGUCCCUUUGCCGCCUCUGCUCUUUCAUUUCUCACAUCCGCUGUGAUAAAAACAGGAAUGUUCAAUAAACCAUUUGGGCUGAUAUCAUUUUUAUUUUAUUGUGGUAGUUUUUUUAUGUCUGUGUCAAAUGAGCUUAGAUUUUUUUUAUAUAUUAAAGUCGUUGUUAGUUGUCCCUUUACUCCAAGUGUCACUGCUGGGUGUCACUAGGCCUGUCACGAUAACAAAUUUUGCUGGACGAUAAUUGUGCUACAAAUUAGCACGUUACAAUAUCCCACCGCGCACAUACUUCAUUUUUGGUUCAUUGUUACAUUUUAAAGGAAGGAGAUAUGCCUAUAUAUUGCACUUUAAGUUGUUUUUCAUUAAUAAUUAUGUUGAAAAGAAGAUAUUAUGCCGUAUGCACUACUUUUAUAUAUUUUAAUUCAACCAUUUAAGUGUUUAAUAUACAGACAAAACUGCUUUUUGCUGAUCCGAAAAAUGAUCCGAUCCGUGACUCUUGAUCCGAGGAACGAUCCGAUCCGUGAGUGUUGUGAUCCGUUGCACCACUACUCAUAACUGAUGUUUUCUUUCACUUUAACCAUGAAAGCAAGUUAGUGUUUGUCUAACAGGCGAUUCUUUCCCUCCUCUUUGAGUCUGCUGUUCCCUGCCAGUGUUUAAUUAAUAUUGAGGUAUAUAGGUACAAAAGAUACUGACACCUCUGCAUGGCACAUAUUUGGUUGAUGUCUGUCUUAGAGUGAAAUAUCAGCUGAUACAGGUAUUUGGCAGAUCAAUUAGUGCCAUUUCCUAGAUAAACAAACAUGAUUGUAGAUUUGUUUUAUUAUAAAGUGGUGUUUAUGAUAGGUACUUCAGCAUAGAAUGAAAAUACACUGAGGCACGGUACACAGCCUGAACUCUCACUAUUCUUCUUAGAUCCUGAAUGUUUGCUCAUAUAAGGGUUAUUUUUCUGCUGGAAUUAUCACACAUGUUCUGUGUUUGUGACAUUUCCAUAAACUUUUUGACCUCUAGGAGCAGUUUCUUCAGGAGCGCAUCAAGGUCAACGGGAAAGCUGGCUCCCUAGGAGGUGGUGUGGUCUCCAUUGAGAGGAGCAAGAGCAAGAUCACAGUGUCCUCUGAGGUCCCCUUCUCUAAAAGGUGAGGGACACUUUGCUCUUUUUGUGGUGGGUUGAAGUACAGACUGCAGCAUCUGCACACAUCCUCUCUGGGAUAGAAGAUAUCCAGUUCAGCAUAGCUGGUGAAAAAAUGUCUUUGCUAUUGUACAGAAACUCAAACCAGUCAGGAGUGUAGAUGCAGGGCUGUGUCUCUGUGCUCAGCUGUGUAUCAAGUGGAAGUUCAACUGAUACAAGCUGGAUUUUUCUCUGCUCUCUAGGAACUGAGUUGGUGAGCACAAGAUUGGAAAAAAAUGAGGAUUGAGACACUAUUAAGACAUGAUUGAAUACUUAAAGAGAAGUGAAGUCUUCAAAUAAUUCAGAAAACAAAAGGGACUUAAAAAGAUUAUAUAAAAUUGUAAAACAGUUUAAUUCCAAAAUGUAAUUUUGUAUUUUUCCCAACAUGAUUCUUUUUUCAAACUGGCUGUCAUGUUCUCAUCAAUAACAAAGUCUUAAAGGAUGUUUGACUGAGAAAAGUCAGAAACUACUCAUCACGUGGAACCUUGUUUUCUGUUUUUCUGACCACAGAUCGAUACUUUGAAUUUUUGUCCUUUAAUUUUAAAUCAAAUUAAAGACGAAACUAAUAUGAAUCAGUCACAAACAACGCUCCUGUAGAUAUUUGUUUUUAUUUUCUGUACACAUAUUAAUCUGGGUUAAUGUUUUUUUGUCACUGCUAUGUGCACUGAGUCCUCAUGCACGGGAUGAUUUGACAAAGAGAAAGCACAAACACUCACACUCAGCGGAAAGGGGUUAAUGAGCUCCUGAGCUGUGAUUGGUCAGAUUUGUUGGAGGGGGCUGAUCCAUCACAGAAAUCAGUCUGUGGGGUGUUUUUACUGCUUGUUGGAGGUGUGUCUUCAUAGGAGUCUUCUCAGGUUUCUCCAAAAUAAGAGGCCUCAGUCCCCAACAUCUCAGUCUCGUCUUUAUCCCCUUGCUGCUUAUGCAGGGUUGGUUUGUGUCAGUGUGCGUUCAGCGUUCUAGGAUAUUUUAUGACGUAUUCACACCUGUUGUUUGUUUGCUUUGGUCUGAAUAAGGGUGUAAUGAUGGCAGGCCUACAUUUCAGCAGUUGCAGAACCGCAGUGUGUAGAAAGUGGCGAGCUGAUGAUCAUCUGUUUACACCUGCACUUCCUUCAUGACUUCUUUAAGAACAGAUCUUCAUACCUGAGUUUAGUGUUUGUAGAUCAUGACGUCGACAUCUCCCUCCCCUGACUCGGCUGAGGUCAUUGUCUCAGUUUCUGUUUGUGAAUGUGGACUCCCUCUGGAACAAUAGCCCAGUCUGUACUGAAGGGGUUAAUCUUUUUUUUUUUUUUCCACACGGAUCUUGAAGUUCCAUUGAAUCAAAUCCAACUCAUGAGUUAGUCCAGACUUAAUCCAGUGACUGAACAUUCGUUUGAAGAGUUGUUGCUGGUGGAGGUUGGUGAGCACAAUUCAUCAGGCUGAAGGGGCCCAAGGCAUGCGACCAUGGUUUUUUUCAUCACUGCUGUUCCACAGGAGGAGAAACAGGUAAUCAAAGCUGGAUAUUAGGGCUUCUGAUUGAGAAGGGGGUUUGAUCAAUCAUGAGCUAAAAUGCAGAAGUUUUGCCCUUCUGUGUUGGUUUUUUUGUGUGUUAAGAGUUAGCAUUUUGUGAGGAGUAGUUGAGGAGUUAGAGACGCUGUAGUCAUUCGCCCCUCUGUUAACGCCACAUGGAAACUGGUGGGUGAUGAGGGCACAGUAGGCUGAUGUUCUGUGAGUUGUAAAAAGUGUUCAUCUUCCUAACCCAGUUUUAAAAAAAAAGAAACUCAGUUGUUUUUAGUGGAGACAUAUGAGCUGUGUUUUUACCUUCAUGAUAAGAGCUCAGUCAUGUCACUGUCUGAGAAGAGCUAACAGUUCUAGCUGUAACUCAAGCUUGGUUGUGUUCCUCUGUUUCAGUCUUUGGGCAAAGCUAAUUGGCUGUUGGUGUACAAACAGGAGCGAUACAAAAUAAAUCCUCUUACUCAGCCAAAAUGAGAGUAAAUGUACACUCACCGGCCACUUUAUUAGGUACACCUGUCCAACUGCUCGUUAACACUUAAUUUCUAAUCAGCCAAUCACAUGGCGGCAACUUAGUGCAUGUAGGCAUGUAGACAUGGUCAAGACAAUCUCCUGCAGUUCAAACCGAGCAUCAGUAUGGGGAAGAAAGGUGAUUUGAGUGACUUUGAACGUGGCAUGGUUGUUGGUGCCGGAAGGGCUGGUCUGAGUAUUUCAGAAACUGCUGAUCUACUGGGAUUUUCACGCACAACCAUCUCUAGGGUUUACAGAGAAUGGUCCGAAAAAGAAAAAAUAUCCAGUGAGCGGCAGUUCUGUGGGCGGAAAUGCCUUGUUGAUGCCAGAGGUCAGAGGAGAAUGGCCAGACUGGUUCGAGCUGAUAAAGGCAACAGUGACUCAAAUAACCACCCGUUACAACCAAGGUAGGCAGAAGAGCAUCUCUGAACGCACAGUACGUCGAACUUUGAGGCAGAUGGGCUACAGCAGCAGAAGACCACACCGGGUGCCACUCCUUUCAGCUAAGAACAGGAAACUGAGGCUACAAUUUGCACAAGCUCAUCGAAAUUGGACAAUAGAAGAUUGGAAAAACGUUGCCUGGUCUGAUGAGUCUCGAUUUUUGCUGCGACAUUCGGAUGGUAGGGUCAGAAUUUAGCGUCAACAACAUGAAAGCAUGGAUCCAUCCUGCCUUGUAUCAACGGUUCAGGCUGGUGGUGGUGGUGUCAUGGUGUGGGGAAUAUUUUCUUGGCAUUCUUUGGGCCCCUUGGUACCAAUUGAGCAUCGUUGCAACGCCACAGCCUACCUGAGUAUUGUUGCUGACCAUGUCCAUCCCUUUAUGACCACAAUGUACCCAACUUCUGAUGGCUACUUUCAGCAGGAUAAUGCGCCAUGUCAUAAAGCUGGAAUCAUCUCAGACUGGUUUCUUGAACAUGACAAUGAGUUCACUGUACUCAAAUGGCCUCCACAGUCACCAGAUCUCAAUCCAAUAGAGCAUCUUUGGGAUGUGGUGGAACGGGAGAUUCGCAUCAUGGAUGUGCAGCCGACAAAUCUGCGGCAACUGUGUGAUGCCAUUAUGUCAAUAUGGACCAAGCUCUCUGAGGAAUGCUUCCAGCACCUUGUUGAAUCUAUGCCACGAAGAAUUGAGGCAGUUCUGAAGGCAAAAGGGGGUCCAACCCGUUACUAGCAUGGUGUACCUAAUAAAGUGGCCGGUGAGUGUAUAUUCUAGACCAGUGGUUCUCAAGUCCAGUCCUCGAGGCCCACUGUCCUGCAUGUUUUGGAUGUUUUCCUGCUCCAACACACCUGAUUCAAAUGAUCAGCUCGUUAUGAAGCCAUUACAGAGCUUGAUAACGAGCUGAUCAUUUGAAUCAGGUGUGUUGGAGCAGCAUUUGUCAUUCUUCUAGGGUGAGCUGCACUGGUUAUACUCAGCACGGUUUGGAUUAAAGUCCUCUUUGGGGAGGGGUCACUGCAAACCAUUAAAAAGUUGUUUAAGUGUGUUAUCUUUCCUGUUAAAGACUCACUCUGGGGAUUUUUGCCGUUAUUUGGUCAAACAGCUGGAGACCGACAGAAGUGUUUGAGUGGAAGGGUUAGGGACAUUGUGCACCACAUGGCUACAGGCCGAGAGUUAAACCUGUGACCAGUGGAACAAAGACUGAGGCGUCUGCUCUGCGGAUUGUGCUCCCUUCAGUGCCAUUCCCCUGUGAUCAAAAGGAGAUGAAGGAACAACAAAGAGAAACAGGAAUGGGGCAGAAAAUGAACAAAAACUCCACUGAUUGAGGACAAAUUAGAAACCUCGUUAUUUCUGUCCCAGUUCACAUGAUAAAUACUCGUAGCCUGGUUUCUGAUUGCUGCAGCAUAUUGUGAUGUUUUUUUACAACACAAAACUGCAGCAGUUUAAACCAUUGUACCUUAUUGUGGGAGCUUAGCACUGCUUAACACUUACAUUACAUAAUAGAAACCAUUUCUUCAUCUCGUUCCUAUCAACCAAACAAGAUUCAAAGACCAAAACUUUUGACACACCUGAGCAGGUACAUAGCAGGAAAGUCGACAGUGAAAGCACCAAGACUGGGUAGAGUCCAACACUGGACACCUACACACUGUCAUUGUAAAGCAGGCUGUUAAGGCUGUCUGCAGCUCUACAACAGCUGGAUCGAAGUUCUGCCAUCACUCUGCUUUUUUACUCUGAAGUGGUGUCAUAUCGGUGCCCCAGUGUGUCAUUGCACAUCACAACACGUGGUUGCAUACUCACCCACUCAGACAUGCAUGUGCACACAGUGCUGCCCACACUGCCAGCCCUCAUAGGUGAUAACAGAGGUGGCAGUGUGUGGCGUUGGAAUAGUAAUGCAUGUAUGAGGAGCUCCUAUUUUGUGUUUACAAGCUGUACCCUGCUAAUAUAGUGGGAUGUGUAAUGACGCUCUAGGACCCCCAGCAUGACAUGUUUUCAGGGUACAGAGUGGAAGUAGAAAGGCGUAAUCGAAGUUGAGCUCUGUUCUGGUGCAGAGGUACAAAGCAGAGCACCAGGAGAGACAAGAAAUCUGACUGACACUCCCUCCUUCUCUGUUGCCCGCUGAUCCUGUUUCACAGGUACCUGAAGUAUCUGACCAAGAAGUACCUGAAGAAGAACAACCUCCGUGACUGGCUGCGCGUCGUGGCGAACACCAAGGAAAGCUACGAGCUCCGUUACUUCCAGAUCAACCAGGAUGAAGAGGAGGAAGAAGAUGAGGAUUAAAACAACAAUCCAUCUGAUUUUGUACAUUUAAAUAAAUGUUGUUUACACACAGGAGCUGUUUACCCGUGUUUUCUUUGAAGGUAGAGAACUAAACCCAAACGGUGUAUUUUUUUUGUUGUUUUUGGAAGUAUCAGUCCUUAAAAGUAACGGUGUCAGAGGCCUCAGAGACCCAGUCCUGGGUCCAGCAGAUUUGCUCUGUUGGAGGAGCAGACAUCUUCACAGGGCUGUUAAAUCUGUGUACUGUUUAACUUUGACCUUUAUUUUGUAACUUUAAAAUGAAAAGUUCCCCUUAAGUAGAGUUUAUUGAAAGGAAUUUAUUGCUAAUGCUGCAUGAGAGCAUUUACAUGAUUUUCUUGUUGAAUUUUUUGAUUCAGUUCAGCAAACAUUUGAUCAAAGAGGAAUACCGAUCCUCAAAGACAUUUCCAGGUACAGUACUUCAGUAAUUUGUCAUAAUCCACCAGUAAGAUAUAAAAGUAAUCCUGCAACUUCAAUCCCUCACUUAAAAGGACUCGUAUCCACAUAUGAGUGUAGUGGUUUGAAUUUAUAGUAAGUGUUUUAAGGUUAAUAUUUUAAAAUCUUACGAUACGACAUGCACUUGUUGAUAGGGGCACUGUUGAUAGGAGUCAGAUCCUACACAGAUUACGAUUGUUAUUGAAUUCUUGGUUCAUAAUAAUUGAUUUGAUACUGAACAGCUAUAAAGAAAUGUUGAAUCACAUUAACAAACAUUCUCAUUAUACUUCAUCACUUCUCAAAAGAGUACUGAACAUGCUCAGUAAAUCUGAACUUAAACAGUAACUUGGAAACCGUGAACCACAUGUAAAUAAACUCUAUUAUGAUAAAUAA